UUUCUCUCAGCUGUUUAGAGGCUCAGGAGAAGUCAAGUUCUUUGGGAAUCUGUUCUGUGCAGCAGCAGAGAGCGAACAGCAGACAGGAGAGAAGAUACUGGAGCUGUUAUCAUCAGUGUGCAGAUAUCAAUCAUUCCCUCUUAAAGACAGAUACAUGGAUGAUGGUAAACACAAAUAUCAGAGUGGUUUCCUGCUGGAUCUGUGCUCCCACCUGAAGGACUAUGAGACUAAAACAGGCUUGAGGGUCCUUCCAUCAUUACAGUCAGUUUUCCAGUCAGCUCCUGCAGUCUGGUUCAUAAACCUCUCAGAGAGAAAGACCUCCAUCCUCCUGGAAGUGCUGAAACUCCAACCAGAGAAGAAACCAGUGGAGCUGACAGGCUGCUCAGAUGAAGAGAGUGAAGUGAGGAGUUUCCUACAGUGUCUGCCUUAUAUCUCACAGCUCAGAUUCUAUGACAAGUUUGAAGAAUCAGAUCUAGUCAAGUUCUUUGGGAAUCUGUUCUGUGCAGCAGCAGAGAGAGAACAGCAGACAGGAGAGAAGAUACUGGAGCUGUUAUCACCAUACUUGGAUGAAGAUGAUGAUGAAUAUCGUUGUGGUUUCCUGCUGGAUCUGUACUCCCACCUGAAGGACUAUGAGACUAAAACAGGCUUGAGGGUCCUUCCAUCAUUACAGUCAGUUUUCCAGUCAUCUCCUGCAGUCUGGUCCAUAAACCUCUCAGAGAGAAAGACCUCCAUCCUCCUGGAAGUGCUGAAACUCCAACCAGAGAAGAAACCAGUGGAGCUGACAGGCUGGUCAGAUGAAGAGAGUGAAGUGAGGAGUUUCCUACAGUGUCUGCCUUAUAUCUCACAGCUCAG
Molecule: messenger RNA, 852 nt
Organism: Micropterus dolomieu (smallmouth bass)
Lineage: Eukaryota; Metazoa; Chordata; Actinopteri; Centrarchiformes; Centrarchidae
Exons: 2
Source: RefSeq, a predicted model, not a curated record